UAUGGAUCUAUUAAUUAAUCCAUGAUUAUGAAUGUGCAUCAGAAAAGUUGUACUUGUAAAAAAAUGCUUAUCUAAGGGAUUUCCCCAUUUUUUGCACAUGCCAUUGUUUUUACUACAUGUUCCACAUUGCGUAGUUUUGAUAUUGAGCUUCUGAGCAUGUUGUUUAAUUGUUUGUGAUCUUGAUGUGAGAAAAGAGAAUAGUAACUCGUUUUUCUAACCUAUUUUAAAAUAUCCACCUAUUGCUAAUAUUUAUCUGGGAGUUUACAAUCAUGGCUUGUGAAUACAAGCAACAGUUGAGUCAAAUCUUUGAUGAUUCUCAUGUAUCAGAACAACAAAUUGAUAAUGCCAUUACUAUUGUUCUGGAGAAUAAUCCAUUAACCCCUGAAGAAAAUUUAGAGGAAAUGAUUAAUCUUUUAGUAGAGUCAGGGGACUCUACUCUUGGAGGAGGUGCUGCUGGAGUCACCCCUCAAAUGGGUAACAGUAAAUUCAGUCAGUACUUUGAUAGACUGUCAAUGCUAUUUCCUGAUAUUUGUCCAAACUACUUAACACAUUUCUGUCAAAAGUACGAUUAUUUUGAUUUUGACGAAGUUGUAGAAGACUUAUCGAAAACCGAUUACGUUAAACUGGAUAAAGACCCAUUAGAUGUUUGGGAGCACCUUAAACAAAUGUUGCCUAAUGCUGAUCCAAUUUAUUUGAGAAACCAAGCAAGAGUUUUAGUCAAUAGACCUGCAGGAGAGUUGGAACAGUUUAUUGAAAACGCCAUUCAAGAAAACAAUUAUCCCACCAUGCAGGAAUAUUUGAAGAAUAAGGAGUUGGCAGUUGGUGUGGCACUGUAUGAGACCAACUUUUCAGUUGACGCUUAUCUCAAAGAAAUCCCCAAUCCAGUUGAAAUUUUCACAAAUCCUAAUCGGAAAUCUCCUUUAGCAGAAGCUAAUGAGAAUGAUGUUGCGUUUGCAUUAAAUUUUUUGUACAAUCAAUUUUUAUUUUUACGUAAAAGAGAAAUUGCAAAGAUUUUUGAUCAUUUUGAUAAAAAUUUGGUUAAAACCUGUCACAAAUUAAAAACUUUGACCAAAGCAUUUAGACAUCCUAGAACAGUCACUGAACUAAACGAGUGCAAAAAUAUCGAGUUAUUAAAAGAGGUUGCUUUUAUUAAACACGAAAAACAGAUUAGACAAGUAUUGAAACAAAAAGAUGAUAAGUAUCGACUUGCAUUGGAGGAAGCAAGAUUGCAAGGACUUUUACAAACUUGUGCUUGCUGCUUUGACGAUAAUUUAAUCCCAGAAGAAUGUUAUUUUUGCAUCAAGGGUUGUAUUUUUUGCAAAGAUUGUGUAAAAUCGGGGGCUGAAAACGUAAUUGGGAAGGAGGAAACGAGAUUCCCAUGCCUUGCAGAUUGUGACUCAGAAUUUGAUUAUUCGACUUUGCACAUGGUUUUGGAUCGGAAAGUGUUCCAAGGUGUAUGGCACAGAAAGCAGAUUGAAGAAAUUCGCAAUGCUAACAUUGACGGUUUAGAAACCUGUCCAUUUUGCGAUUUUUGUAUGAUUCCCGAUGAAGGAGAUAAAAUUUUUAAGUGUGCUAAUGUCGAAUGUAUGGCCGAAACAUGUCGCUUAUGUCGCCAUAGGUCUCAUGUACCUAAAAGAUGCAACGAAAUCGAAUAUGACGAAGAUGUUAAAAUGAGAACAUUCAUAGAAAAUAAAAUGACUGAAGCACUACUGAGGAAGUGCUGGAAGUGCUCUAAACAAUUUUACAAAGAAUCAGGCUGUAAUAAAAUGACUUGUCCUUGUGGGGCUAGAAUGUGUUAUGUGUGUGGUCAAGCUGUAAAUGAUUAUACACACUUUGGUGCUGGCCGAUGUCCUUUGCAUACUGAAAAUUUGCAACAAUUUCAUUUAACUAGGAUACUUGAAGGUGCUGAAUCCGCCAAAAAUGAGUUGGGAAUUACUGCAAAUCCCAAUCUCCUUAAAUUUGAUCCUACAAGGGGAAUUGAAAAUCAAGUGGCUUAGACCGGCAUUUUUGGAACUUCUAUUUUUGUAUCUUUAACGCUGUGGCCUUAUUCUUCUAAUACUCGCUGUGAUCAGAAUGUUUUCCUUUUUAAAGUAACAUGAGUUAGUUUAAGUUUUUCUUAGGCAAUACUUUAUUGUCCUUGAUUUUGUUCUAAAUAUAUAAUUAAUUAAAGUUUAUUAAGUUACAGAAUACCGGAUAUUGAAUUUUUUGUUUUUACGAUUUAUAUUAGUCAUAAAGAUUGGAUGAUAAUUGCUCAUGUAUUUUUAAUAAACUGUUUCUACGUU
Tribolium madens (black flour beetle) is the source of this 2282-nucleotide messenger RNA. RefSeq lists its product as uncharacterized. The record is from RefSeq and is a predicted model, not a curated record. The transcript has 8 exons. Lineage: Eukaryota; Metazoa; Arthropoda; Insecta; Coleoptera; Tenebrionidae. Bases 270 to 1997 code for a protein of 575 amino acids.